Molecule: messenger RNA, 4927 nt
Organism: Sycon ciliatum
Lineage: Eukaryota; Metazoa; Porifera; Calcarea; Leucosolenida; Sycettidae
Exons: 10
Coding region: 1190-3883 (897 amino acids)
Source: RefSeq, a predicted model, not a curated record
CCAUUCUACCUCACCUUCCAUUGUCUUUAUCGCACUAAAUCAUCCCCUUCUUUUAGGCUAUGCUGCGCAAGCUCACGUUAAAGCCGAGACCAUAGGUCAGUGUUGUGGCCUUGCCUCACCAGCACAGGCUUGCUUUUCAGCCCCUACUCUCCCUGCUGUUUUGUUAUUGUAUACUCUGUUGUCUUCUCCCCUUCUGACGAGUAGGUUGUGUACUUAGUAAAAAAAUAUAGCUAGCUUAUUUAACACUUUCCGGAAAUUAGCACUGUGCUUGCAUAAUCCGGCAAGUUUUGCAGAAAACUAGCAUAUUCUUGUGAAAACUAUCAUAUUCUUGCAAAAUUUGGAAUUUUCGUGAGAAUUCACAAUACCCCCACGACUACUACUGUGCCUUUGCCUGCUGAUUAAUAAUAAUUCUGUGGUUCUUGAUUUUUUCUGUUUCGUAGAACAUUACUUAUUCUGCAAUAUACAUGUAUGCAGUUACCAAUCUGCAACAGUAAUCUAUAGCACUAUUUCCAUUUUUUUCAAAGCAGAAUUCAAGCAUUAUCAGUGCUAUUUUGGAGCAGAAUGCGAGCGUAUUGAAAACCAGAAUCCAUCAAAUUCUGGAGCAUUAUCCGCCGGGGCCUAGUCCGAGCUCCAAAUGAAAUCCAACAUUAUAACUCUUGUCAGCACAGUUGCGGCUUGACCCGGUUUCAGUAGAGGAAGCCAACACUGCUUUGAAGCGAGUGACACCUUCUGGAUGAAUAGUUUCUAACACUCCUCCAUGACUCUAGCAAUGCAGCUGUUGACGAGGGUCAGGCCGUCUUCAACUAUAGUGACGGAAACUACAGGCAGAAUCACGGCCACUAAAGUUUUUAAACUAAAACAUAUCAUCAGUGUUGAAACGUCACACUUGCCAGAUACAACCCCUACAACCAUCUGACUCGAUGGACCAAAAUGUCUAGCCAGAGCCAGGAAGGAAGAGCUUGGGCCUGACACAUCGUGAACUGCGCGCACAUACAUGUACACGUAUAUGCGUAUGAUGCGAAUAUAAUAAUUAUACCGGUAUUCAUGCAUGCAUGCAAAACAUCGGUCGGUCAGAUUACCAGAAACCAAAGGACUUUUUCGGUGCGGCCUUAGUUGAAACGUAUUUAAGCUUAAGAAGUUCAAAAUCUUGUGAAAUGAGAUCCUAACAGAUGCUUUAGUGUUGCCUACAAUGUCUCUGCAGGUUGCAGCUUUUCUCUGUGGUCGCGCAAGUAGAUGGCUACGGAUGGGCUAUCCUAGUCGUUUGAUUCUUGUCAUGGAGACCAUUCUCGAUUGCAUUAGCAAUGUGUCGGUCAAGUUGUUGGAUAUGGAAGGCUGGGUUGGAGCAUUUUCCGAAUGCAGUGAUGACCUUAUCCGACAACUCAUCAAGAUGGCGGUUCAACAGCACAAGCUUCGUCCAACAGUAGUACAAAUACUGGUCAAACGACGUAUGGAGAACUGCAAACGCAAGACACAUCUAGUGGUGCGUCUGCUUGGCCCCCCAGGCAGUGGAAAAACGUCACUACUCAAGUCGUUGCACAAGCGUCACACGUUCUUCGACAAGCUGGUCAACUUCUUUUUGCGUGAUCGGGGGGACCGAAUCGAUAGUGCACGAACCCGCGGAAUCGAGCGCUUUUACCACGAAGGCAUCGUUUUUCUCGAUCUAGGUGGCCAAUACCGAUAUAUGAGUAAUCACCAACGGCUGACAAAGUUUUCCACCGUCCCAGCAGUGAAUAUCAUCACUGUUUCCAGCGUGGAGACGAAGGUAUGUGUACGUCAUUCGGCUCGCCAGUGGUGUAACUUCAUAGCAUGCAGCUGUGAAGAUGGUGAGGAGAAAGGCAAUGGGGAAGGAGGGAGCGACAAGACAGCCAACAAGGUGCUCAUGGUAGCUUCCCGGCGAGACAAAGCCAGAGAAUCGCAGCGUGAUGUAGUCAGCGCCGAAUGUGAGCUUCUGAAGGAUACAAUGGGCGAUCAUCUUCAGUUCAUGGACCAGCCUGUGAUCCUUGUCAAUGGUGUUGACGAGAAUUGCGAUGGUGUGGCAAAGGUGCGAGACAUCAUCGAGGAAAUGAAGAGAGAGGUGAAGGAACCAGAUACUCCCAUGUCCGCAGUCGAGUACUUCCUUGAAGAUAUCCGCCUUAAGUUCAAGGAUACACCUGCUGUCAGCCUGGAGGAAUUCACUACGGUGCUGGCCAAUCUCAUCUUAGGUGAAAAGUUUGAAGCAGAAGAUUGGAAACUGGUGAAAAGAAUGGUAGCCAUUGCGGUCGACCUGGAGCAAGAUCUCCAUGAUCUACACCAGAAAGCCGAGGUUUUCUUUUUUGCCCAGGUGCAGCUUGUGGUGCUGGAACCAACCUGGCUGAUGAGUGACAUCACCAGCAAACUUUACACACCCACCUAUCAGCGAUCAUCGUUCAUCACUUGUAAUGAGUUUGGCUUUGCGGAGCGCAGCAAUGUCGAGCAGGUUCUGGGCAACUGUACCAACUCUACGGUAAAGUUACCCGGGGAUAAGGUGCUUGAGAUUGCGCAGCAGCUGGGAAUGUGUCAUCUUACGGAUCACGGCAAUGAGGUGAUGAUACUGCCGGCCCAGGCAGAGAGCCGCACAGCUGCCCACUGGCCAGUUGCCGAUGAGAAGAUUCACCGCCACUACACCGGUCGCCGCCUGCAUUGCAGAUCCGGGAUUGCCAUGAGUGCAGCCUUGAUGCCAGCCAUCCAGCACUCCAUCCUGACCGAGCUCUGUGAGAGCGGAGAUAGAUGCCCAGUUUGGCAAGGUGGCAUACGUGUCGUCAUGAAUCGCUAUCCACAGGUCGACACGCUGGUAGAGAUCCCCGCCGGACAGCUGGCACUCAACGUCGUGACACGUGGCUACGACCAGCAAGACGUCGCGCGCUUUCAGGAGAUGGUGUGGCAUCACAUCUUGAAGCUGCCACAGCAAUUGUCACCCGGCUCUAGAGUCGACAUGGUGUUUGAAGAUGAUGAGCAGCUAAGUAGCAGUGGGCAUCUUCGGAAGCUAGACCAGCAAGGAGAGCUCAAUGCCGCGAUGGCAUUUCUUGCUAGCGACCACAUCCGUGCCACGCAUCUCUUUCCUCCUGCUGCGAAGGAUGUUGGCGCUGAUCAACGUCGCAAAGACCCACGCUUGACACACGAGUAUGCUGGCUCAGCUGAUUGCCAGAAUGCCAGUACGAUUGAAGAACGUCGUCGAGCCUCUCGUCUUUGCUCUGCUCUCUAUCAGCACCGUAUCUUGCUUAACCAAGACUUCCCUCUGGUCGAGUGCUUGCGGAGGCUGAACCAGAGAGGACAGUUGGAGGAAGCCUUCAAGGAUGACGUCGAUGAGAAGGUCAGGGAACAUCGCACGAGUGAUGCAGCCGACAUGUUCCGCCAGGGCAUUUGCGACUUACCUGACAGUGUGGUGCUGAGCCUGGUGGACGAUGUGCUACCCGAACUACCGGCUGCAAACACUGUCUACAGGGCGGUGAAAGACUGCCCUGGAUACUCACGGUGCAAAAUACCUCCUCAUCAUACUCAUGCGGCCGAUGUUGGGGUGAGUUCUGGCAUGCAGUGUUCGGCAUCAUCUGAUGCGUUCCUGGACAAUCCGUUCAACCACCCGUCCUUCAUGCCAGACAUUCACGUGUGGCUGCAGAGCAUCCCCGCGGAUGACAUCCGUGAAGCAGCGCAGAGGCAAGGUUUGCUCACGGACCACAACAUCGACAAGCUGAUACGCACAGAUCGGUACCAGAGCAACAGGGAGCAUAACUGUGAGCUGCUUCACAUCAUCAUGAACAAGGAGAGACAAGGUUACAUCGCGCUGUGCAGGAUGAUCCGAGCCAUCGGUCAGUAUGCGGGACGGCUGGAGCAGAUGAACAGCCUACUAGCGGAGUGCGAUCGUGUCUGAAGGGACGCACCUUUUCGUCAAUUCCGGCUCUAGUCGCAAGACCGUGUUUGCGCCUCAAAGUGGUUACAGCACUUGCGCAAGUGAUACACAAUGUCAAUACAUUUCUAUGUUUUUUUGUUUUUUUGCCUCGCCACACAUCCUGAAUGUUUUGUAUAGCAAAUUGUCCUUCUCCCGAAACCAGUGUCAUGAUUUUCCUGUCACAUGUGACUGCCAUUUCGUUACAAAUGACUGGCAGUUUCCUGCUCAAGUGCUGCUCUUUUAUCAUUUGCACGGUCGCAACAUGAGCGCAAUGAUGAAUGUUCUCCGUGGUACCUCGUACUAAAGCUGCCGCACUCGUUUCUCUUAACACACAUCGCAUCCCUGGUGUGUGUAAAAUGUGUGUGAGUGUGUGUGUGCGUGUGCGUGUGUGUGUGUGUGUGUGUGUGUGUGUGAGUGUGUGUGUGUGAGUGUGUGUGUAUGUGUGAGUGUGUGUGUGUGAGUGUGUGUGUGUGUGUGUGUCUGUGUGUGUGUCUGUGUGUGAGUGUGAAUGCAUCUGUGUGAAUGUGUGUUUGUGUGUUUGUGUUGGAGUUUUUGUGUAUAUAUGCAAUGGUGUGCCUAUCCAUACGGUGAAGCCAAGCAAUGUAGAUCUGCUUUAAGCUCUUCCUGUCUGAUGUGUGUGUUCCAGUGUUGUAUGCUUUUCGAAUGCUAAUGGCUAUCCUUGUGUAUGCUCGUGCAUACUUUUUAUUGUGUAUGCUCGUGCAUACUUUUUAUAUGAUUGUGUAUGCUCGUGAAUACGUUUUUAUAUGAUUGUGUAUGCUUGCUAGUUCUCUGCUGCUUCUUGCGCUACAUGACCUUGCCCCGUCUUUGCUUCGCCUAGUCAUGUCGUUGACGAGUUUUUUAGAAGCAUUGCAAUCUUUGCCGACUCAAAGUCCUUCAUGUUUAUCACGGGUUUUUUUGCCGCCUGCUGCCUUUUGUAAAUUUGCUCAUUUCACCAGCAAAGUCCUGCUUACUGUUAGUUGGUUCUUCCUCCUCCCCUCCCCUCCCCUCAUCCCCUCCUCCCCUCCU